Molecule: messenger RNA, 917 nt
Organism: Bombina bombina (fire-bellied toad)
Lineage: Eukaryota; Metazoa; Chordata; Amphibia; Anura; Bombinatoridae
Product: ubiquitin-conjugating enzyme E2 variant 2
Exons: 1
Coding region: 29-466 (145 amino acids)
Biological process (GO): protein K63-linked ubiquitination; DNA damage tolerance
Cellular component (GO): nucleus
Source: RefSeq, a predicted model, not a curated record
UGGGCUCCGGUCCAGGGCGGCGGAGAACAUGGCGGUUUGUACAGGAAUUAAGGUUCCUCGUAAUUUUCGAUUAUUGGAAGAACUUGAAGAAGGGCAGAAAGGUGUAGGAGAUGGCACAGUCAGCUGGGGCCUUGAAGACGACGAAGAUAUGACUCUCACUAGGUGGACAGGAAUGAUAAUUGGGCCACCCCGGACAAACUUUGAAAAUAGAAUUUACAGCUUGAAAAUAGAAUGUGGACCUAAAUAUCCAGAAGCCCCUCCAACAGUUAGAUUUGUAACAAAAAUGAAUAUGAAUGGAAUAAAUAAUUCAAAUGGAGUGGUGGAUACACGAAGCAUACCUGUUUUAUCUAAGUGGCAAAAUUCUUAUAGCAUUAAAGUUGUUCUUCAGGAACUUAGACGCCUGAUGAUGGCCAAAGAAAAUAUGAAGCUUCCACAACCUCCAGAAGGACAAUCUUACAAUAAUUAAUUAACAAAGGAAAAUGUCCAUUCUUCUUCCUUAGCCCCCUCCCAACACACACAAAUUUUAUAGGGGCUUGUAAUGUUUAAAGUUGCAUGCCUCUUCCACUUUGAGAGGGUUAACCCUUUCAACCCUGACCAGCCUCUUUUGGCACAAUUUGCACAUGACUCAUUCUAUGUCAGAACGUGUCCACCAGUUAUGAAGACUUAUUGAAUGGCUGUUCAUCAUGGAUUCUUUAUACAUCUGUUACUAAGUCUACAACUCUUAUUGCAACCUGACUAUACUGUGUCCCCAAGACACAGAUACAAGUAUAAAAAAAUAGAGUCAGGGGUGAAGGGGUUGCAAAUUCAUAUUAUAAUAGGGAUUGUCUUUCACAGAGUAUUUACACAUGGGCAUUUCUAAAGAGCAGCAGUUCAUGUUCUGAUAUUAACUGAAAAAUAAAGUCCCUCUGUUUACUUUA